AUGGACGACGACCUGGUGGAGGACGACAGCCCCGACCUGUUCAUCAACUUCACCCCCGAGGUGCAGAAGGCCAUCGCCGAGGUGCUACCCAGCAAGGACCCCCUCGACGAGCCCGACUUCAACAGUAUUGACUACAUCAACUCGCUGUUCCCCACCGAACAGUCCCUCUCGAAUAUCGACGAAGUCGUGUCCCGGAUGGAGACCAAAAUCCAGUCCAUCGACAACGAGAUCAGCACGGUGGUCCGCGGCCAGAUCACCGCCAGUCAAGAGGGGCGCCAGUCGCUGGACGAGGCCCAAAGAGUCAUCAAACAACUCUUCACCCACAUCAAAACAAUCAAGGAAAAGGCGGAAAAGUCGGAAGAGAUGGUGCGCGAAAUCACGCGCGAUAUCAAACAGCUCGACUGCGCCAAACGCAACCUGACUUUGGCCAUAACCACCCUCAACCACCUCCAUAUGCUCGUGGGGGGCGUGGACACUUUGAAACUCCUGACCCAGAGACGGCUCUACGGGGAAAUCGCCCUGCCUUUGCAGGCCAUAAGCGAGGUCAUGACCCACUUUGAGACCUACUCGGACAUCCCCCAAAUCAAGAGUCUGAGCGACCAGGUCAAGUCGAUCCACGUGGAACUGGCCGAGCAAAUCACACACGACUUCAAGGAGGCGUUUUCGGGGACGAACAAGACCACCAUCCCCAACAAGCAACUCGCACAAGCGUGUCUCGUGGUUUCCACACUCGAGCCCAAAGUCAAGAAAGACCUCCUCAAGUGGUUCGUCAAUUUGCAAUUGCAGGAGUACAACCACUUGUUUCAAGAGACCGAAGACACCGCCUGGUUGGACAAAAUCGACAAGAGAUACGCCUGGAUCAAGCGGCACUUGCUCGAGUUUGAGGACCGUCUGGGGAACUUAUUCCCGCAAAACUGGGAGGUCUCCGAGCGCAUUGCCGUGCAGUUUUGCCAAAACACGCGGGAAGAGCUCGUUAAGAUCAUGGCGAAGCGCAGGAGCGAAAUCGACGUGAAGUUGCUCCUCUACGCCAUUCAGAAAACCGCGACUUUUGAGAACUUGCUCUCGAGGCGCUUUACAGGCGUUACGUUGAGGGACGACGAGAGUGAGCCCGAUUUUGGGGCGAAACCGCCUUUUACCGGCCUGAUAGGGGUCUGUUUUAUCCCACACUUGGAGAUCUACAUCGAAAGUAUCGACCGAAACUUGGCCGAUUUGAUCGAACGGUUCGUUCAAGACUCCAAACAGAGCCAACCAACGGAAGCGACCGACACCCAAGCGGCGAUUUUACCGUCAUGUCCCGACUUAUUCGUCUUUUACAAGAAAAGUAUGAUCCAGUGUACGCAACUCGACAACGGACAGUCAAUGCUAAGUCUCACUAAGACGUUCCAAAAGUACUUGCACGAGUACUCCGAACGCAUCCUUCAAAACAAUUUGCCCAAAAUCGAGAGUCAGAGCAUUGGGACAAGUGUCCAGUUGCUCACACGUGACUUGCAAAAAAUAUCCACCUCGGGGAUUAUCCAAAACUUUUCCUCCUUGUUGAAAGAAGGCGAGAUUACGCGGUUUAACAAGGAUGAGCUGGCGAAGAUUUGUUGUAUUUUAUCAACGGCGGAGUAUUGUCUUGAGACCACGCAGCAAUUGAGUGACAAACUUAAGGAGAAAAUCGAGCCAGGGUUGGCCGACCAAAUCGAUUUGUCCAAAGAACAAGACAAUUUUCACAAGGUUAUUUCGAACAGUAUUCAAAUCCUGGUGCAGGACUUGGAAAAUGCCUGCGAGCCCGCUUUGACUGCGAUGAGUAAGAUCCAGUGGCAGAACGUGGACACCGUAGGUGACCAAAGCCCCUACAUUACGGCCCUAACAACCCACUUCAAGACCACCAUUCCCAUAAUUCGGGACAACUUAUCCCACACUCGCAAAUACUUCACCCAGUUUUGCAUAAAAUUCGCCAACUCGUUCAUCCCGAAAUUCAUCCAAAACAUUUACAAAUGCAAACCGAUAAACACCGAAGGUGCCGAACAACUUCUCCUCGACACGCACAUGUUGAAAACAGUUUUACUAAACUUACCUUCGAUCGCGUCCCAAAUCAACCGACAAGCACCAGCCUCGUACACCAAAGUGGUCACCAAAGGCAUGACAAAAGCCGAGAUGAUACUCAAGGUCGUCAUGACACCAGUUGACCCCUCCAAAGCCUUCGUCGAACAAUACAAGAAAUUGUUGCCCGAUUGCCAGUUGAACGACUUUUACAAAAUUCUGGACAUGAAGAGUGUGAAAAGGCAGGAACAGGCGGUUUUGGUGGAGGUUUUCAAAAGUUACAAGACUUGAAUUUGUAAUAACGUACUUAAACAUUCCAUGUAAUAAAAUUAAUCUAAAGGCG
This is a messenger RNA of Tribolium castaneum (red flour beetle), 2368 nucleotides long. RefSeq names its product Vacuolar protein sorting 53 (gene Vps53). Bases 1 to 2316 code for a protein of 771 amino acids. Gene Ontology annotation, cellular component: GARP complex. NCBI's taxonomy places the organism in Eukaryota, Metazoa, Arthropoda, Insecta, Coleoptera, Tenebrionidae. Gene Ontology annotation, biological process: retrograde transport, endosome to Golgi. The record is from RefSeq and is a predicted model, not a curated record. The transcript has 3 exons.